Molecule: messenger RNA, 777 nt
Organism: Cyphellophora attinorum
Lineage: Eukaryota; Fungi; Ascomycota; Eurotiomycetes; Chaetothyriales; Cyphellophoraceae
Product: 3-oxoacyl-[acyl-carrier-protein] FabG
Exons: 2
Coding region: 1-777 (258 amino acids)
Molecular function (GO): oxidoreductase activity, acting on the CH-OH group of donors, NAD or NADP as acceptor
Source: RefSeq, a predicted model, not a curated record
AUGUCGGCGCAAGCUCAGGUUGACAAUGAGGUGAAAGGCCGCCUGGCACUUGUCACUGGCGCUUCGGGAGGACUCGGCGCCGCCUGUGCACGCGAGCUCUACUCCCAGGGCUGCCACCUGGCUCUCACCUACUCGGCCUCCAAGGCUAAAGUCGACGAACUCAUUGCCUCCUUUCCGUCCGACUCAUCACGGCGAAUAUCGUCGCAUAAAGUUGACAUGGGCGAGGACAAAGACUUCGAUCGACUAUUCCAAGAAUUAGAGAAAGAGCACGGUCAGCCAGGCCCAGAUAUCUUAGUGUCCAAUGCUGGCCGCGGCGCCCGCAUCUCCUCCAUCAUUGACAUUCCAGUCGAAGAGUUUGACCUCACACUGCGAAUAAACCUGCGGGCGUCCUUCAUCUUGUGCAAGCUCUCCGCACCACACAUGAUCGCCAAGCACUGGGGCCGCAUCAUCCUCAUGGGCAGCAUAGCCGGCUAUGGUGGUGGGAUCAACGGGUGUCACUAUGCGGCGAGCAAGGCUGGGUUGAUGGGGAUGUGCAAGAACCUGGCGCAGAAGCUUGCGAAGGAUGGCAUCAGUGUCAAUGAUGUGGCGCCGGCGAUGAUAGGGGAGACGGGCAUGAUUCCGGACGCGAAGGCUGUGGAGGGAAGUCCGGGUGAUGUUAAGAACAUACCUGUUGGCAGAUUGGGUGUGCCGCAGGAGGUAGGCAACGUUGUAGGGAUGCUGGUCAAGACUGGAUACUUGACAGGGCAGUCGAUAGUGAUCGGAGGUGGGCUGAAAUGA